CAGUUAGAAGAAAAUCAAAAAUGGCUGCUAACAUGCAAGAGCUUUCGAGUGACGACCUAGCACAAAUUCUGAGAGAGCUGUUCACAGUGCAAAGCAAAUGGUAUAAUAUUGGACUCAGCCUCGGAUUGAAUCCGGCUACUCUAGACAAUAUUAACAACACAACGAAUGACGCCUGUCUUCGUGAUAUGCUCAACCAGAGGAUAAACCAAGGAGGCCUGACAUGGGAGAAAAUUGCGAAAGCUUUGGAAGAGGUCAUAGUCGGUAGAAAAGGAGUAGCCAGGCAGAUCAGAGCAAGACACCUUCCUCCUGUUGCUACACAGGCAGUCUUAACUACAGGUAACCCCAUGGCAACGAGACCACUGUCGAGCACUAAUCCAGUGAAUCCAACAGCAGGACCUAGCAACCCAUCUGGUAGUUAUCCACACAAUUCUGCUAUUUCAUUUGCUAUCCCUAUUCCUGUUGUACCGCCCCCAAAAACAAAACCUGGACCUGGAAAGAGACCACUAGAUGCCCCAAAACCUGGACCUGGAAAGAGACCACUAGUACUAGACCGCCAAAAACCUGGACCUGGAAAGAGACCACUAGACCGCCCAAUAGCUGGGCCUUCCAAGCGCCCCAAGAAAACGAAAACAGAGUACUACAAUGAAGACAUGUUCGUCAAUCCAAACACACUGCAAAGAUACCGAUGCACUCAUUGCAAGAAAGUACCGAAACAAUUCUAUCAAUGUCAGAGUAUAGCAGAUAAUAUGAAUCCAAAAAACACCUACAGUGGACUUUCCUGUAGCGACUGUAGACACCUGAAAUGCCCGGUAUGCAAAAAGAAAGAUCAGUAUGAGAGAGACACGGCUACAGACAAUAGAUUAAGAGGCUUGACUGUGUCCUGUGUGAAAAAGUGUGGAGCAACGCUACUGCUGCGUGCACUUGAUCAGCAUCUAAGCCAGGAAUGCCCAAAGAGAAGACGCCCGUGCAGGUACAGCUGGGUAGGAUGUACAUUUGUGGGAGACAGAGACACGGAGGAACUAAAACAACACGAAGAAGACAUCAAUGUGCACUUUGCGCCAGCUAUGAAUACGAUACAUAGCAUGUUUUACGAGCUCCGACAGCGUAUAGACACAGUUGAAACUUGGGGUACAAAACACCUCCAGAUAGACUUCAGUGACUGAUAGGUAGAGUACUAGUACAUGAAGGGGAGUAAGCGACUACUAUACACACCAUUUAUAUUGUUGUCUCUCUACGUCACAAACACUUGUAGUAAUGUAAACUGUGUGGGUUGACAUGACCACGUAUGGCUAAGGCCGGCAG
This is a messenger RNA of Halichondria panicea, 1302 nucleotides long. RefSeq lists its product as uncharacterized. Lineage: Eukaryota; Metazoa; Porifera; Demospongiae; Suberitida; Halichondriidae. The coding region runs from base 21 to 1163 and encodes 380 amino acids. Gene Ontology annotation, molecular function: zinc ion binding. The transcript is spliced from 2 exons. The record is from RefSeq and is a predicted model, not a curated record.